Messenger RNA from Scleropages formosus (Asian bonytongue), 1500 nucleotides. It is a transcript of the gene colq, whose product is annotated as collagen-like tail subunit (single strand of homotrimer) of asymmetric acetylcholinesterase. Bases 99 to 1466 code for a protein of 455 amino acids. NCBI's taxonomy places the organism in Eukaryota, Metazoa, Chordata, Actinopteri, Osteoglossiformes, Osteoglossidae. The transcript is spliced from 17 exons. Gene Ontology annotation, molecular function: extracellular matrix structural constituent conferring tensile strength. Gene Ontology annotation, biological process: extracellular matrix organization. The record is from RefSeq and is a predicted model, not a curated record.
GAGAGGAAGACAGCGAGCGAGGCACAGGGAUCCCCAAGCCAUCCAAAGGCGCUCGAGUGUAAAGUGUCCAGAGAAGCGUUCGCACUGUGUCUCUGGCCAUGCUCGGAUUGUCAGUCCAGCUCCUGUUGUGCUACAUGCUGUCCCAGUCCCAGUGCCAGGGCUCGGACAGGGUUCUCGCUCGCCCGCCAGCUUAUACACUUCUGGAUCACAAGGCAAAAUUCAAUCUGUGCUGUCUGCUGACUCCGCCCCCUCCCCCGAUGUUUCCACCCCCCUCGGCGCUGUGGGAACAAUACAGUCCAAUUAAGGCCAUUGAAAUGGGUGAAGGGAGCAGUACUGAAAAGGACACUGACCAGCACAAGGUGGACACCUGUGUCCCGGGCCUCCCUGGACCGAUCGGACCUGUUGGCCCCCAGGGCCCAAAUGGUAUUCCAGGAGUCAGGGGACCAAAGGGAGAAAAAGGAGAUAUUGGGAGACCUGGACAAAAGGGUCGUACCGGCCCAGCUGGACCCCCUGGGCCACCAGGACCAGCUGGCUGGCCAGGACCAUACGGGCCCAAAGGCGAGAAGGGAGACCCUGGACUGAUGGGAUUGCCUGGGUCAAGAGGACCAGUUGGACCAAGGGGUUUGCCUGGGUAUAAAGGAGAGAAGGGCGCACGAGGCGAUCGAGGCGAGGUUGGCCUGAAAGGAUAUAAGGGAUCAAUGGGUCUCCCCGGAAUGCUGGGACAGAAGGGUGAAAUGGGUCCAAAGGGAGAGCCUGGAGUUGCAGGAAACAGAGGACCCACCGGCCGACCAGGCAAAAGGGGCAAACAGGGAAUGAAGGGCGACCCGGGGAUCCCUGGGGCCAUGGGUCCUGCUGGUCCACCUGGUCCCAUUGGCCACCCUGGCCCCCCCGGUCUACCAGCCUCAGGGCUUUUUGUGGUUGGACAGAAGGGGGAGAAGGGUCUCCCCGGAGCACCUGGUCGAUGCAACUGCAACUCCCCCAUGAGUGUCAACAGCCCUCCCCAUGAUGAGCACUCCUUCAGGGGCAACUAUGAGAGAGUUCCCAUGAUAUUUGUGGUUAAUGAUGAAGAAGAACUGGACCACCUACACACCGAUAACGCAAUAGCCUUUCGGAAAGAUCAGAGGUCACUCUAUUUCAAGGAUAUCGGAGGAUGGCUACCAAUCCAGCUUACUCCAUUCCAGUCCACGGAGAAUGCUCCAGAUCUGGAUGGCUAUUGUGGUGAUGGUAUUACGCAGGCCUACAAUGGAGAGGAAUGUGAUGAUGGCAACAAGGUGGUCACUGAUGGUUGCAUUAAGUGCAAGCUUGCAUACUGUGGGGAUGGAUACCGGUAUGACGGUGUAGAGGAAUGUGACGGCAAGGACUUUGGCUAUCAAACGUGCCAGUUAUACCUGCCAGGGUCUUAUGGACAUCUCAAGUGCACAGGGAACUGUUUGAUUGACUCUACGAACUGCAAAUACUUCACAUGAGUCAGAUAUUGAGAGAUUGGUGGACCUCCCCCCC